AUGAGAAACUUCUCAGAAAGCAAGAAAAACUUUACUAAUGUCUUCUUUUUUAUAGCGGAUACCACACCGAUUCCUUCCGAAAAUGCCAUUGUAUUUCUAUCCUACAUUUUGCUAUACCUGACAUUUCCCCUGUCCAUAUGGUUUUGUUUGCAAUCGGUGGCCCAUUUUCAAAGGAUUGUCAUCUUUCGUUUGGGAAGAUUGAGAAAAGGUGGUGGUGUUCGUGGCCCCGGGCUGGUCUUCCUGUUGCCCUGCGUGGAUGACUACAUCAAAGUCGAUUUGCGUACCCAGUCAUUUGAUGUUCCGCCCCAAGAAGUUUUGACCCGUGAUUCGGUUACCAUACAAGUGGAUGCAGUGGUCUAUUAUAGCGUUCGCAAUCCCUUGGAUGCGGUCAUACAAAUCCGCAAUGUCCAUGAGUCGACAAAGCUUUUGGCCCAGACAACGCUACGUAACGUUGUGGGCACUAAGAAUUUAAUGGAAUUACUGACGGCCAAGGAAUCAAUGUCACGUACAAUUGGCAUGAUAUUAGACGAGGCCACAGAUCCAUGGGGUGUUAAGGUGGAACGGGUGGAGAUUAAACAAAUCCAGUUGCCCCGUGGCAUGCAGAGAGCCAUGGCCACGGAACGGGAAGCGGAACGUGAGGCCCAGGCAAAAAUUGUGGCAGCCAAUGGAGAACUGGAAGCCUCCCACAAUCUUAGGGAAGCCUCCGAUGUCAUGCGUGGAAAUCCCAUGGCUUUGCAGCUGAGGUAUUUGCAAACUUUGAACACCAUUUCCAAUGAGUACAACCAUACGAUCAUAUUUCCAUUUCCCGUGGAUGCGUUGAAAAGGAUUUUGGGAAAAUAUCGGACCGUUGCUUUGGAGGACUACAAAGGAUUGCUUUCGAUUUAUAUGAAAUUGAAAAUUACACAGGGCAUCACAAAAAACAUUUACGGCGAAAAUCCAGCAGAUUAUGAAAGUAGAGCCAAAAAAAAGAAGACAUGUGUAUUGGUGUUUUAAAAAUUUAUAUCGGAA
Molecule: messenger RNA, 1008 nt
Organism: Musca domestica (house fly)
Lineage: Eukaryota; Metazoa; Arthropoda; Insecta; Diptera; Muscidae
Product: band 7 protein AGAP004871-like
Exons: 6
Coding region: 1-993 (330 amino acids)
Cellular component (GO): plasma membrane
Source: RefSeq, a predicted model, not a curated record